UCAUCUUGUCAGUCCACUUGUAACGAUCAAGGAGCGGUGAACAUCGAGGAGAGGUCGUGGAGAAAUUUACCAUCUAGCCACCAUCGCCGUUCGCCAAUUACACCAUGGCUGAUACCGAAAAGGCGCCGCAGCCGCAGCCCCAGCAGCAGCAGCAGCAGCAACCUGAACAACAACCCCAACCUCAACAAGUUAAACAAAAAAAGCAGGUUAUUGCUGAAAAAGUUUCGGGCACUGUAAAAUGGUUUAACGUCAAGAGUGGAUAUGGCUUCAUCAACAGAAACGACACCAAGGAGGAUGUGUUUGUACACCAGACAGCUAUCGCCCGUAAUAACCCACGUAAGGCUGUGCGCUCGGUUGGCGACGGCGAGGCGGUGGAGUUCGCCGUUGUGGCCGGCGAGAAAGGCUAUGAAGCAGCCGGAGUGACCGGCCCCGGCGGCGAGCCGGUGAAGGGCUCGCCCUACGCUGCUGACAAACGUCGGGGCUUCCCACGCCAGUUCUACAUUCCUCGGCCUGGAGGCGGACGUGGCGGCGAGGGGGCUCCACGAAGAGGUGGCAUGGGACGUCGCGGGCCCCCGCCCACACAGGGGGGCGCGCAAGGAGAUGAGGGCCAAGAAGUUGCUGGAGGCCCACCGCAACGCAGCUACUUCCGUCGUAACUUCCGUGGCGGAAGACGUGGCGGUGGCGGUCCCCGUCCGAUGUACCGUGGCGGGUACAGGUAUGUGCGCCCGCGCAACAACCAGCCGGGCCAGAACCAGAACCAAGGUCCAGUUCAAAACCAGGGACAACCGGCCCUGAGACAGAAUGGCCAGGAGGGAGAGGCUCAAGCAUCUGCUUCCACGGCACCGGCUCAGCCCAAGGCCAAGCCCAACAACAAGCCCACGGGCACUACAAUUGAAACCACCACCAAUGAAAGCCAGGCCUAAGCAGCCGGUCGAGUGUUGUGGCACGCCUCUUCUAGUAGUGCAUGUUAAUUCCAGCCGUGCCACACACCAUCACAAUUUACUGUCAAUCUAUUCAACUAAGAGUGUUUCGUUGCGUCAUUGCAAUCGGUGAUCAAAUCAUUGUACACCAAUUUUUAUGUCUAGAAGGGAUGUUAUGGGGGUGUCACGAGUGGAACUGCAUAGUAUCAUGGAUCAGAGAUGUGAUAUUUUUAUUAUUUUAUAUAUGUUGUAAAACAUCAGGCCGCCGGGCGGCGAGCGAUAGUGUCAAGAUUAUAUUUUACUAUUUAAUAAAAUAUUAUAGGUCGCCGCGCGUUCUCGCCAUGAAAUUGAAUGUUUUAAUGAAUUUAAAAAAAGGUUUUUGACGAUUAUUGGUAUACUUACGAAAUAAUAAAAUGUCCUCUAAAAUAAGAUGUUGUGCAAUUUAAAUUAUAAUAUUUAUGUAUUUGUAUUGAGAAAUGAUAUGCAGGUUCCGAGGCCCCAAGAGGUUUUUAUAUUUUUAAUGUCAUGUGGAUUUAUUUUUGUCUUACUUCUACAACUUUUUAUUUGUGCAUAUUUUUUUUUUUUAAAUUAUUAGUAUGUACUUGUAACUUCAACACUCAGAGAAAUAAACUUCUUUUUACCUGUGUGAAA
Molecule: messenger RNA, 1571 nt
Organism: Danaus plexippus (monarch butterfly)
Lineage: Eukaryota; Metazoa; Arthropoda; Insecta; Lepidoptera; Nymphalidae
Gene: yps
Product: Y-box factor homolog
Exons: 5
Coding region: 105-923 (272 amino acids)
Biological process (GO): regulation of gene expression
Cellular component (GO): nucleus
Molecular function (GO): nucleic acid binding
Source: RefSeq, a predicted model, not a curated record